Molecule: messenger RNA, 1971 nt
Organism: Nilaparvata lugens (brown planthopper)
Lineage: Eukaryota; Metazoa; Arthropoda; Insecta; Hemiptera; Delphacidae
Product: pickpocket protein 28-like
Exons: 1
Coding region: 28-1692 (554 amino acids)
Biological process (GO): sodium ion transmembrane transport
Cellular component (GO): membrane
Molecular function (GO): ligand-gated sodium channel activity
Source: RefSeq, a predicted model, not a curated record
AUAUUGUUUGUUGUGUUCAUCGCACUCAUGCCAGAGGCGGCUUCAACUCCACAUCAAAGACAGAUGAGAAGAAGGAAAAGAGUGAAUCCCCAUUUCAAGAACUUUGUGGAGAACACUUCAUUACAUGGGGUGAAAUACAUUUUUGGUGGUAACCAACACUGGAUCAAGCGUGCUUACUGGUGCAUAGUCGUCAUCGGUUUUGUUAUUUCAUUGUUUACAAUAUACACAAUAAAAAUGAAGAAAUGGAAAGAAUCUCCCAUGAAGAUAGAACUGGCAAAUACUCCUCAAAGCAUCUCUACCCUACCUAUUCCUGCUCUAACAAUCUGUGGCCCUAUUAGAAGUACUUCAUUUUAUAUUUUUAGAAAUUUCUUGAAAAAACAUUAUAGUGAUGAGAUAUACAAAAUAGUAGAUAUUUUAGGUAUGUCUGGGGAAGCAUUUGAUGAAAAGUUCUCAUUUUCACAUUCCACUGAAAAAUACACAAAUAAAAGUGAAAAACGGUUUGUUAUAGCUGAUUCAAUUCUCGAACAGUUUUUCCAUGAUGCCUCAAAGCCUGGGAGAUUAUCUAUUGAAUCAGCUUUUGGAAAUAAAUUCUCAAAAAGUUCUACUUUCAUGUUCAGGGGACACUGUCUGACCAGCAACAUGAUUCCACUUUCAAAGAUUUACAGGAAGCAUGUAGUACGUAAUUUUUUACGCAAUGAUUUAAUGGAACGUGACACAAAAAAGGGCGAUUGGGUUACUGAUACAAUCCAUGGAUUUCCAUCAUUUACAGAGAAUCGGACAUCGAGUUCCCCCCUCGUUCUUCAACCAAACAAGUACCCUACCUUGAUGCCACUGAAUCAAUCACUCAUGAGCUAUGAAAUCAAAUAUGAUUAUGAUGACAAACUUAGUUUUGGAGACUAUUUUAUUGGCAGAGACAAUUCACUUCGGUUCACAAUCCACAAUCCUUGGGAAGUUCCGAAUCCAUUUAUGAGAUGGCAUCGUCUCCAUUUAUCAAAAGGCUCUCGCAUUCAUAUAGAACCUGAACAAAUCAUGAAAUAUCCUGUAGAUGAAAACGAUUUUCUGUACAAAGUUCCAUAUACCAAACAAUGCUACAACACAACGGAGAGAACAUUGGACUUUUUUCAAUAUUAUACUCGACAAAACUGUUUAAUGGAGUGCUCUACCAAAAGAGCAUUGAGAGAAUGUGGAUGUGUCCUGUUUUUUAUGCCGCACAACGAAUCAACAUACAUUUGCUCUGAUGAACACAGCUCGUGUGUGUUGGAUGUUGCCAAAGCCACUCAUUACGACACGGGUGAAAGGACAUUUGUAGACUCUUGUGACUGUUUGCCAUCUUGUAACUACACGGACUACAAGGUGCUAUCUUAUGAAUUAUUUCAAAAUAAAGUUAGUGGACCGCCACAAGGGUUGAUUAUUAUGGCAGGGUUGUUGGGAGGAGGGAUUCGUCCAUUCAAGUCUAAAUAUUAUAAUAAACGCGCUAUUGAAAUUGUAUUCAGGGACAUCGUUCUCCAUCCUAAAGUUCGCACUUUCACAUACAAUAACUAUGAGAUGAUGGACUCCACCGUUUUCUACUUGGAUACAUUUCUAGGCAUAAGUAUAAUGACUAUAGCUGAAAUGUUCUACUACAUUUUGUUGUUUGCUAUUGAUUAUCUAAAACGGAAGAUACAGUUGAUGAUUGAUUCACUACAUACUUGAUGAGAACUCAACUUGAAUAAAACAUUUCAAUAAGCCUGCAUGCUUCCAAGAAGGAUGUUCAAAUCACAUCUUAUUCACUCAAUUUGUCGAUUGAUUCAUAAAAAGGCUGAGAAAAACGCUGGAAAAUCGUAGAUUUUGGGUGUAUUUUGGAGAUUUAAAAAAAUACGUUUUUAGUGCGCUUCUAGAAGGCCUAAUUUGAACGUAUUCGGUUCAGUAGAUUUUAAGUUCUGUUGAUUAUGAAUGAGUACGAGUGAAUAAACGAAUCAGAGCUAUUUCGCA